Molecule: messenger RNA, 1624 nt
Organism: Cyprinodon variegatus (sheepshead minnow)
Lineage: Eukaryota; Metazoa; Chordata; Actinopteri; Cyprinodontiformes; Cyprinodontidae
Gene: kcnk17
Product: potassium channel subfamily K member 17-like
Exons: 5
Coding region: 1-921 (306 amino acids)
Biological process (GO): stabilization of membrane potential; potassium ion transmembrane transport
Cellular component (GO): membrane
Molecular function (GO): potassium ion leak channel activity
Source: RefSeq, a predicted model, not a curated record
AUGGGAGGAAAGGAGAUGUUGAAUCUAGCCCGGGUGCCAUCUAUUCUCAUGCUCGGCAUGGUUUAUGUGGCCUAUGUGUUGAUUGGUGGUGUAAUCUUCUGGGAACUGGAAGGAGAACUUGGAAAAAAGGAUCCCACUCCUUUACGCUAUCAAAAACAGAGUUUGUUUAUGAGGUACAGCUGUCUAAACCAAGAAGGUCUGGAGGAAGUGGCUAAGUUUGUUCAAGAUGCAUCAAAAGCUGGUCUGAGUUUAAAAACCAACAGCACCUCAGACGGCUUCUGGAAGUUCACCAGCUCGGCUGUGUUCGCUGCCACUGUGGUCACAACUAUCGGGUAUGGAAACAUGAGUCCCAGCUCAACAGCUGGGCAGAUCUUUUGUGUCUUCUUUGCGCUCUUUGGGAUUCCUCUUAACGUGGUGGUGCUGAACAGAGUGGGAAAGUACAUGCUUGCUAUAGGAAGGAAUAUAUCUGAUUUCAUAGAAAGCAAAACCGGAGGAAAGGGGUAUACCCAUUAUUUUGUUCACCUGUUUUUCUACAUCUGUGGGGUUGUUCUCUUCUUCAUCAUGCCAAUGGCUGUGUUCAAAGAGCGUGAGAACUGGACUUACUCUCAGGCAAUGUACUACUGCUUCAUCACCCUAAGCACCAUCGGUUUUGGGGAUUUUGUAGCAGAUAGUAAUCCAGAUAUAAACUACCCUGACUGGUACAGUGUCCUCAUGGCCUCAUGGAUCUUUUUUGGCCUGGCCUGGCUGGCUCUGCUGAUCAACCACGGCAUAGAAAACCUUGAACGGUUUAAUGCCUUCAUGAAGAAGGGCUGCUUUGGUAAGAAGACUCAAGAAGAGUCUGCCAGCACGGACGCGGAUAACAACCCUGACACUCAAGUGGAAGACGAGGAUCAGACCAAGAAGCCUCCACUACCUCAGUAAUUAACAAUGAGGUGAAGGUUCUAGAGCAGGGGUCACCAACCCAACCCAACCCAACUUCAUGGGUACUGAGUCAUAGUAGGAGCUAUGAACUGGCAAGGUCAGCGUUCACCUAAACUCCAUACAUAUUUUUAUUGUUUCUUCUUAUUUCUAAUUUUCUUUUAGAUGUUGUCAUUUUGAAAUCUCUAUAAAUGCUUAAAUGCUCUAUGAUGAAAUCCUGCAUAAAUUAUUAACUGAAAGAGGUACAGAAUAAAAUACAUUUCAAACUCAGCCCACUGGUGAGUUGUUCUGUUUUCAAAAAAACGCACCCCCCAAGUGCUCCUUGAGAGCCCCUUGGUGAUGACCCCUGCUCUAGUGAGUUAAUUACAGGAUGACUGGCCCUGUAUUUAGAAUUUGGAUCUGGUGAUCGAGUUCUGUGUUAUCAGGCUGUAAAUGCUGUAAUUCUUUAUAAUCACCAAUUGAUUGACACAGGGCUAAUUAAAGGUUGUUAAGUUUUGACAAUCUUUCUCCAGAGCCAAGGAGUGGCAUACGAGUGGGAUAAGAAAACAUGGUUCAUUGUUGUCCACAAAGGAGAUAGAGUUUGUGUAGUUUAAAAAUAAAAUAAAAAACAAUCCACUGGACUUUGUUUCCAAGUUUGAAGAACUUUCCCUUUCCACAAUUCAAUUCAAAAUUUCAGAAAUAGCAUUGAGUUCGAGGUUUGAAAUUC